GGCUGCGAAUCCAUCGGACAUUCACUUCUCUGUGCAGAGCAAAAGGUUACUUCCAUCUGACAGCAUGAAGGUGCUCGUCCUGCUCACUUGCCUGUCGGCGGUCUGCCUCGCUAUGAGACCACAUCCAUGCAGGUCACCACCACUGCUGACAGGACGAUUUUCUGUGUCCACCUCCAGUGGGAACCUGACGGUGUACGGCAAGUACAUCUACGACGCCCUGGGAGAGCGGAUCCGCUUCAGAGAGUGUGGCUCUCACGACAAUAAGACCUUUCACCUCGACGUCCUCCUGCUCUACAGACAGAAAGUCAUGUACAAUAUUAACUACAAAAACCACACAUGCACUAAGAUGCCACUGAACGCACACUUCCACCCACUGGCCGUCCCAAGGAAGGCGUCCCUGCUGGGGCAGGUGGUGUUGGGCACCUCCUCUCGACGAGGACAGGGACUCCUGGUGAACACCUGGGUGGGAAAAAUACAGACCAAAAACAGAACAGCGAAGUACAUGAGCACUGUCACUGAGUUUGGAUGUAUUCCUGUUACCACUCUGUUCCAUGCCGAUAAAGGAUGGGUGGUGACCAGCUUCUUCGACAAUGUGAUUGGAAUCAGUAACCCCAACCUGCUGAACCCUCCACAUUUCUGUAAGGAUGCACAGCUGGAGGAAGACAAUGAAGAAGAUCCAGAGACCUUCUUCAGCCUGUUUGAAAAUUUCGAGCUAGAGUCAGACAUGUACAUAGAUGAAGACUACUGAUUAACUGUCUGUAAAACACGUACUAUUCAAUUAACUUUAAUCUUUGACUGCAUUAGCUGUGAGUUCACUACUCCAUCUAUUUUUGUAUAAAACUAUGAUGAUGUUAAAAAUGUUGUUUGAAUUGCCUUGCAUUAGCAAUAACCAAUCACUGGGUGAAUGGAACACGUUCCAUUAUGCAAGAUACUGUAACAAAACUGGUUUCAUGUUUUGACUAAUAACUAAUAACUUGGAAUUGAUUCAGUUGGUACUUGUCUCCUACUGUAGGCCAAAUGAGAUGUUAUGCUACACUGAUGAGGUCUCCUCAUAUUAAAACUACUUUGAAGAAUA
Molecule: messenger RNA, 1075 nt
Organism: Betta splendens (Siamese fighting fish)
Lineage: Eukaryota; Metazoa; Chordata; Actinopteri; Anabantiformes; Osphronemidae
Product: ependymin
Exons: 6
Coding region: 65-748 (227 amino acids)
Biological process (GO): cell-matrix adhesion
Cellular component (GO): lysosome; extracellular region
Molecular function (GO): calcium ion binding
Source: RefSeq, a predicted model, not a curated record